AUCUCACCUGCUGAUUUAGGGAAGAUGAGCAGAAGGGCUGCUGUUUCUGCAAUCAAUCUCAUUCAUGGAAGAGGAUUUCUCAAUCAUAAAUCGGGUAUUCUCUCUCCUCCAUUCUCUCUCUUCUCUUCCAAGGCUUUUCAACCUAAGCGGCGGCGCCCAAUAGAUUUCAGUAGUGUUAAAGAAUUAGAUGAUGCUAUUAAAUUGUUUGGAAAAAUGAAGAGUAUGCGGCCUGAGCCUUCUAUUCUAGUGUACAACAAUCUGAUGAGUGUUUGUGUUAAGAUUGAGCAGCAUUCUUUUGCACUUAAUGUGUUCGGUGAAAUGCUUCAGAUGGGUGUCCCUGUUAAUAUUUACACUAUGAGUAUUGCAAUUAACUGUUGCUGUCACUUGAAAGAUAUAAACUCUGGUUUUGCUGUAAUGGCCUUCUUUUUUAAGAGUGGUUUCGAACCAGAUGCUGUGACAAUCAGCCACCUCAUUAAAGGGUUGUUUUUAGAGGGUAAAGAGGCAGAAGCUGUGAAAUUAUUCCAAAAGGUUCUGGAUUUAAAACUUUGCGAGCCUGAUCAGGUUAUGAUUCUGCACUUGAUAGAUGGGUUAUGCAAAACUGGACAGGUCAUUGCAGCUUAUGAUUGGGUUUGUAGAUUGGAAAGUUGUGGGUGGAGACCCAACAUUAAGGCUUAUAACGCAUUAAUUGAUGGGUUCUGCAAGGGUGGAAAUAUGGAUGACGCUUUGCGUCUUCUGACCGAGAUGAUCAGUAAAGGUAGUUUACCUGAUGUUGUCACAUAUAAUACCAUGAUUAAGGGACUGUGUGACAAUGGUAGGCAUACAUGUGCUAUAGAGUUGUUGUAUGAAAUGAUCAAUUCCAAGAUAUCUUUUGAUGUGUUUACUUUCAAUAUAUUGAUUGAUGCAUAUUGCAAGGAAGGGAAGAUGGAAGAGGCUACAAAUAUGCUGGAUAUUAUGACACAACAAAACAUUUGUCCCAAUGUGGUCACAUACAAUACACUUAUUGAUGGAUUUUGUAUGAUAGGUGAAAUAGAUAGAGCAAAACAGUUGCUUGAUUCCAUGGUAGAGAUGGGCUUAAAGCCUAAUAUUGUAUGCUAUAACAUCUUGUUAAAUGGAUAUUGCAAGAAUGGAAGCGUGGAAGACUCUUGGCUUCUUUUUCUUGAAAUUCCCGAUAAAGGCUUGGUGCAUGAUACACUUACUUAUAGCACCAUGAUACAUGGAUUAUUUAGUAAAAAUAGAUUUGUUGAGGGCUGGAAACUUUUCGAGGAUAUGGAAGCCCAACAAGUAUGUUGUCCUGACUUGCAUACUUAUAGUAUAUUGUUGGAUGGGCUGUGUAAUAAUGGGGAGAUUGAUGAGGCUCUUUUGUUGCUGCGCAAGAUUGAAGAUAAAGGAUUUACCCCUGAUAUUGUUACCUACAACAGCUUAUUGAAUGGAUAUUUAAAAAAGGGAAGCGUGGAUGAAGCUUGGCUUCUUUUUCUUGAAAUUCCAAAUAAAGGAUUGGUGCGAAAUAACCAUACUUAUAAUACCAUGAUACACGGAUUAUUUAGUAUGAGUAGAUUUGCCGAGGGCUGUAAACUUUUCGAGGUUAUGGAAGACCAACAACUGCGUCCUGAUUUGCACACUUACACUAUAUUGUUGGAUGGGCUGUGUAGGAAUAGAGAGAUUAAUGAGGCUGUUUCGUUGUUGCGCCUGAUUGAAGAUAAAGGAUUUACCCCGAACAAAGUCACGUAUGGUGCUCUCAUAAAUGGAUUAUGCAAAACUGGAAAACAUGGCAUUGCGAGACAUCUUUUCAAUCAACUUCCUUCAAAUGGUGUACAACCUAAUUUUCAGAUAUAUACUACGAUCAUUGGUUCAUUAUGUCAAGAAGGGUCUUUUGAGGAGGUAAAACGUUUGCUGGUAGAGAUGGAGGAUCGCGGCUGUGGACCUGAUCAAGUAACAUACAAUGUCAUCAUCGGGAGUCUGCUAAAGCAAAAUGAGGUUUACAAGGCAAAAUCAUUCAUGGAAGAAAUGCGUGAAAAGGGAUUCUCAGCCGAUUCUGCAACUUCCUCGAUGCCAGAUGGAGAUGAUUUUUUCCUCAAAUUGAUGAAGGAUCUUGGGCCCAAGUAAUUUGUAUCCGAGUCCUUAUCAAGUGGAGGGCGAGGAUUGAUGCAGCCUAAGAGGUUUAUGUCUCGGAGCUUCAAGCCGAAUUCAAUUCCUUAAUGCUUCUGCGUGAAUGUGAUGCAAUCGAACAUGCGAGUAUUAUCAGAGUAUAUUUGUUUUCAAAACUUGUUAUAUUUGGAUGAGCUAAACGGUUAGUU
Messenger RNA from Salvia hispanica, 2294 nucleotides. The record is from RefSeq and is a predicted model, not a curated record. NCBI's taxonomy places the organism in Eukaryota, Viridiplantae, Streptophyta, Magnoliopsida, Lamiales, Lamiaceae.